This is a messenger RNA of Syzygium oleosum, 1405 nucleotides long. RefSeq names its product protein WHAT'S THIS FACTOR 1 homolog, chloroplastic-like. The record is from RefSeq and is a predicted model, not a curated record. The transcript has a single exon. Gene Ontology annotation, molecular function: RNA binding. The coding region runs from base 395 to 856 and encodes 153 amino acids. NCBI's taxonomy places the organism in Eukaryota, Viridiplantae, Streptophyta, Magnoliopsida, Myrtales, Myrtaceae.
UAAAUGGCUUCCAUUGGACAAAAUUGCUCAUUUCAGGAGAGAGUUUGGUUUGCCAAUUGAUUUUAGGAGCAAGUGGGUACACGAGUAUCCACAGCACUUCAAAGUGGUUAAAUCUCCGGAUGAAGUUGAUUAUCUCGAGCUUGUCGAGUGGAAUCCUGCUUGGGCUAUCACAGAGUUGGAGAAAGCCGUAUUGGGGGUAUCAGAAUCUGCCUGUCAUACUCCAGGGUUGCUUUCCCUAUCUUUCCCCUUGAAGUUUCCUGCCAGUUACAAUAAAAUCUAUAGAUAUGGAGGGUCGAUUGAGCACUUUCAGAAAAGAUCUUACUUAUCUCCUUAGGCUGAUGCACGUGGCCUCCAAGCUGUAUCAAAAGAAUUCGAUAAGAGGGCCAUUGCGGUGAUGCAUGAGCUACUCAGCUUCACAAUGGAAAAGAGGUUGGUAACGGAUCACCUCACCCACUUUCGACGAGAAUUCGUGAUGCCUCAGAAGCUGAUGAGACUCUUGUUGAAGCAUCUUGGCGUUUUCUAUGUCUCUGAGAGGGGGAAGAGGUUUAGUGUGUUCUUGACAGGAGCUUAUGAAGGUGCAGAGCUGAUUCAGAAAUGUCCGCUGGUUCUGUGGAAGGAAAAGGUCCUAAGCCUUAUUGGUUAUAGAAGGAGGAAGAAAAAGAUAGAAACUUUUACAGACAUAUCGGAUAUGGAAGAUAAUGAUUUUCUUGAGGGUAACUCUGAGGAUGAAGGCAUCCCUAUGCAGCUUGACCAAGAAGAAGCCAUUAGUGAAUUGGAGGAUAUUGCAGUUGGAGACAGCUCCUUCAUGGAUAUAUAUGAAAUCGACAAUGAAUACAAGCCUUGUGAUUCAUUUUAAGGUCAUAUGUUCUUGUUCGAGCAGUCAAGAUUACUUGCUUUCCAGUCUUCUUCUUCACAAGUUCAAAGUUUGGAGUAUUUUCUGUACAGAUUUAAUUAGACAAACUCGUCCUUACAUCUAUAAACUAAGUUAACCAAUAACGGACUGAUCCAUUUCAUUCCUUGUUAGUCCUAAACAUUGCCACUGGAACUCCUGAAUCAAUGAUUAAGAAAUGUGCAGAUAGUGCUUUUGGCAACUCUCAGCCUGCCUUGGUGCCAGCAAGGACAUCAGAAGCAGUCUAUGUACGGUGACCGGUUCAUUCCCAGUUAUUGGUCCGAGUUACUGAGUUCUGCAAUACUAAUCUGCUAUUCUGAAGUUGAACUUACAAUCCUGCAAGUUAUUUGAAUCUCAAUUGUUGGGUCAAAGAGAUGAUUGGGUAGUAGCAAUCAUGGAGAACAUAGCCUAUCUGCCGCUGCAAUAAUUAACGUUCUUUCUAUUGUUGUUUCAAAUUAGAUUCUGAGCUCACCCUGCAGUAAUGCCUUGUUCAUCGCUGUGCAUGGAUAUUCAGGU